UAAACUUGAGCACACAUAUCAAGAACACCCUAAAUUUGUAUAAUUAAUACAUUUUCUAUGAUUAUCAGUUUUAAUAGUUAAACCGAUACUCCAUCUGUUUCAUUUUAAUUGUUGUUCUAAGUUUAUGCAUAUGGAUUAAAAAAACAUAUGAUUUUAUAUAUUUCCAAAACAAAAACACAAUUACCUAUACACCUAACCAUUUUUCAACCAAUAAAAAAAUAAAGUGCAUAAUCUUAUUAAUAAAUUUUGCAUUAAAACGACACUUAUUUUGAGACGAAAUGUUUUUCCUAUAACGACACUUAAAUCGAAACGGAGGGAGUAGUAUUUUAAUAAGUUUAUUUUUUAAAUAAUAGUUUUAUCAUUAAAUAGUAAAAAACAUAGAAAACAAAAAAAGUUAUCUUUGUGAAAAAAGUAUUUUUAAACACAAAAAAUUAUCUUUGUGAAAAAAGUAUUUUCCAAAAAUAUUUAUCUUUGAGGAAGAUCGAAGUAGUACAUAUAUUAUUAUUAAUUACUUGAAACACGAAACUAAAUAUUUAUGAUUUAGUUAAUGCACUUUCUCUCUACAUAUCUAUACUAUAUUAAAAGGGUUAUAUGAGCAUCAAAGAGGAUGUCCACGUCACACAAUAAAAUUGACCAAUCAAAGAUCGUUUUUCUGCCACGUCAUCAAGCCCAGCUCCGUUUCUUUGGUUCUUCUUCACGCCUUUCGCGAUCCGAGAGGCCAUAGAUUUGACGUUUCCCUUUUUCAUUUUUCCAGAUCCCAUUUUGCUAGAUCAAAUCGUGAAACCCUUUGCUUUUCCUCUCUUAAUCCACGUUAUCCAGUGAUCCUAAAAGAAGUGUUAUUCUAUCUCGAAGGAUUCCGAUGAGAUCUAAACGCAGCGAUGGAGGCUUGCCACAGAAAACCUUGCCGUCGCCGGCUCAACCUCUGUCUGAGAACCAGAGAACCGCGGCGGAGGAACAAAGGAGAAACGAGAAGAUCGUGAGAUUCACAGAACUGAGCCGUGGUAUCUGCACGGGUUCUAAGGGAAUGAAGGAUCGGCCGAUACGAUGCAUGACGUCUUCAGGAACGUCAGAAGGAAGAGGAGAUCAGAAGGAAUCUGGUUCUCUGGUUCUCAGACGGAGGUCAGAUAUGGAAGAGAAGAAGCUUGCAGAUAGAGUCAGCGAUGAGCAAGUAAAGAGAAUUGAAUUGAUGGUUUCUGAUGUUGAUGCGAGGGAUACCGAAGAUGAGGUAUUUGAGGAAGCUAUCGACAGUUCGAAGCCUGAAUCUUUCCAAGCCGAUGAUGGGUUACACGAGGAUUUGCCUUCAGAGGAAGUGAAAGUGCCAGAGGUUAAUGGAGAGAGCCAUGGUGAGGCAAACCUGCAACAUAUAACUACGGGAGAGGCUGUACCAGGUUUUGUGACUUCCCAAAUGAAUGGUGAUGAAGGGGAAGCAGGUGCAGGGAAUGUCAGUGAGACAGCUACACUUUCUUUUUCUGAAUAUGGAAUCGUCUCCCCUGAGAAGAAAGAUGUUCUCCACUCCUUCGGGUCAGAGAAGGAAGAGAAGAAGCUUGGAGACGAUAGAAUCAUCCAUGACCAAGUAGAGAACAAUAUAUUACUGGUUUCUGAUGUUGUCUUUGUGGAAGCUAUUGUCGGUUUCCAAGCCGAUGAUGGGUUGCACGAGGAUUUACCUUCAAAGGCAACUCCUGAACAUUCCAUGGAUGAUCUGGAAGAAGAGAAUAGCAAUGACAAGGAAGUGAAAGAUUCCAAGGUUAGUGGAGAGACCCAUGGGGAGGCAAACCUGCAACAUAUAACUGAGGGAGAGGCUGCACCAGGUUUUGUGACUUCCAAAAUGAAUGGUGACGAGGGGGAAUCAGGUGCAGAGCAGGAUGCUUUAUAAAAAAGCACAAGAAUAGAUUGAAUCAUCAAAAGCUUGAGAAUUGUGAACCAGAAAGGAAAGCAGCCGACUUUAGGUAGAGUACUCGGCCUUUCCUCAGUCUUGUGGAGAAGAAAUGGUUGGCGUUUCAGAGUGGAUCAGCACAAGAACAGAUUGAAUCAUCAAAAGCUUGAGAAUUGUGAACCAGAAAGGAAAGCAGCCAACUUUAGGUAGAGUACUCGGCCUUUCCUCAGUCUUGUGGAGAAGAAAUGGUUGGCGUUUCAGGGUAGAUGAGACAUACAAAUUUCCGUAAAAUUUUCCUUUCGCAGUGUUGUACUUUGCAUUUAGCUUGACAUUUGUACAUUAACAAAUUAGAUUUAAAUUUACAUAAGGUUCUUUGCAUGAUAUUUCUCUCUUAUCUGUCUUUAUUUUCAUUGCAGGCUUCACUUGAAUCUGAGAUGAUAAAGCCACAACUGAUCUGAAACUCUUUGGUGUCAAUCUAAAGCUAUUGGAAGACAAUCUCCCGCUUAACAGAGUAUACAAAUUAAAAGAUGUGUCUGCUGCUCCAAUUCGUUUCUUUCAGUGACAUGAAGGGGUCGUUGGUCGGAUUUCACUGAGUAUCAAAACGAAGCUCCAAAAGCAGAAGUUACACGAUGAAGAAUCUGGAGCGAAAGACGAGGAGAUAGAGAGGAAGAUGGAGAUUGGGCAAAGGGUUUAAGCUCAGCUUGGUUGUCUCGAGGAAGAGACUAAGCGCAUUGCCUUGAUCCGUGAGAAGCUUAGCAUGAUAACGAGUAGAAAGAAGUUGCAUUGGUCAGGAAGAAGAUUGAUUUUGUCAACAAAGAAUUCUCAACAAGCCAAUCUGUAAAGCUACCACCACCAGCAAAGAAUCCUCAAGGUUCCAAAAAAGAGGAGAUUGAGUAGCCAAAUCCAGGUUGAAGAGAAAAAUGAUGAAAUCAGACUGUGGUGGAACAUCCUGAGGAAUUAAAACAAAUUGAUAGUAAUCAGAAUAGUAGUUCGGGAGUAAGCUACAAGCAAGCUACUAAAUCUGCGACAGCAAGCUGAGGCUACAUGGCACUUCUUCCCCUCGGCAACAAGGGUCCGAGAAAACCACUAGACGUUACUCGCUACCAUAUUCAGGUAAUAAUGCAAGAGUUACUUCUGGUUUUUCUGAAACAACAGGAGUCUCAGACUCGGGCGGCAACACCAUCUUUUAUCCUAUGCAAAUAUGUUUCUCCGGUUACCUGAUCAUAUAAAUUUGUUUCUGUGUUGUGCGAGCAGACAAAUCUUUAAACAUGAACAUGUUUUUUUUAGAAUUGAAUAUGAACAUGUUACCAACGCCUUAUUCCUUUUUUUUAGUUCUUACAGCACGUGAUGGUGGACAGAAAAUAUUUUGCAGUGUGGAAUGAUCAACAGAUUUUAGUGAUACAUCAAUUGGUGUUGCACAUAAAGAAAGCAUUUGUGAUGCGGCAAAUAUAUUUGUGUUUAUUUUUUAAGAAGACGUUUUAAAGUGGACUCUAAUAAAAUAUGCCAAGAGAAAAUAGAAAGUGAUCUUCCAAGAGAUUUAAGGUUGUAAGGUUCAGUUUUGUGAAGUGAUUUAUGAAAUUGAUUCCAGAGAUCCUGUGGAAGCUUUACAAGAAGAGGAACCACGGCCUUCUCUCAACGCCCAUAUCCAAAAUAUUCAACUCAUGCUCUUGAAGAUAGGAGAUCACAAGGUAGCCUUUCAAGCUAGAGAGGAGAAUAGAGUGGCAGACAAAAUUGCAAAGGAAGAUCUCUUUUGAGAAUAAUGUCCCUAUAUUGUAUUCUGUUGCCAAGUUGGUUAAAUGUCUUAGUGAAGAGUGAUAGUGUGUAAAACUAUUUGGUUAAUGAAAAGUAUGAAGGUUGAGCCAAAUAAAAGAAAGUGAUUAAUAUAUUAACAUCUAAAUAUGGAAUAGUGUUAGUUUUGAUGAUAGUUAUGCCAAGUUGAAACAAUAUUUUUGUUUUGGCGUACUCUUCACAUUUUUUUUUUCAAGUAAGCAAGUCGCGCAUAUGACAAACUACCAUCAGUUUAACAGUUUAGUAAGAAAAUAAUUUUGCAAAUUAAAUAAUUUAAUUAUCUAUCUCUCUAACAGUUACAGUAUUGUGAUGUUACAUCAUUUUAAAAAGUGGUGAUAUAUGAAAGAAAUGAAACCAGUAGAAAAUAAAUAUUUGUUACAGCAUAUUGUAAAUCAUUGCAUUUCAAAAUUUAAAUUAACUUUAAAAGUGACUUAAAUUACUGAUUGUAGAGAAGACUUUACAUACAAGAAAAGAGCAAAAAUACAAAAGUUAGUUUUUCAUGUUGAU
Brassica napus (rape) is the source of this 4168-nucleotide messenger RNA. RefSeq names its product translocase of chloroplast 132, chloroplastic-like. The transcript has 8 exons. NCBI's taxonomy places the organism in Eukaryota, Viridiplantae, Streptophyta, Magnoliopsida, Brassicales, Brassicaceae. The coding region runs from base 860 to 1873 and encodes 337 amino acids. The record is from RefSeq and is a predicted model, not a curated record.